Molecule: messenger RNA, 390 nt
Organism: Dentiscutata erythropus
Lineage: Eukaryota; Fungi; Glomeromycota; Glomeromycetes; Diversisporales; Gigasporaceae
Source: the annotation of a GenBank genome assembly
AUGAAUGAAGAAUUGGAAGAUUUCCUUGUUAUAAGAAAAAAGACAGAGGGCUCAUAUUUUAUGAGUGAAAAAUCAAAUGAUCAUGUUAUGCAUAAAGAAGCUAUGAAUUCUUUUGACUCUGAAUUUGAGUCAGAUGUAUUAGGAAGCCACGAUAAUACAUCAUUCCAAACUGAAAUUGGACCAUCAUCCUUAUUUUCUGGAAAAGAGUUUGAUACAUGGGAAGAAUGUGAGCUAUUUCUCAAUAAAUUGGUAAAGAAUAGAGGAUUUCAUCUUGUUAAAGAUCACAUUUGUCGAGAAAAUGGAGUUCUUCAUCGAAGAACUUAUCUAUAUGAUCAUGGAGGCUUUUAUGAAUCAAAUACAGAAAAGGAUACAAAUACUAAAAAGACCUAG